Molecule: messenger RNA, 2938 nt
Organism: Manihot esculenta (cassava)
Lineage: Eukaryota; Viridiplantae; Streptophyta; Magnoliopsida; Malpighiales; Euphorbiaceae
Product: probable cyclic nucleotide-gated ion channel 14
Exons: 7
Coding region: 562-2712 (716 amino acids)
Biological process (GO): potassium ion transport; transmembrane transport
Cellular component (GO): membrane
Molecular function (GO): voltage-gated potassium channel activity
Source: RefSeq, a predicted model, not a curated record
AAAUAAACAAAAAAUGAAAAAUAAUAAAUGUGUAAGAUAUUCUGCCAUCCUUCCUGUUCAUGGAGCCAAUCUCUGUUUCUUUUUCUUUUGCUUUUUCUCUUUGUACUCGAUAGUUUUGUAUUGGUUAAUGGCCUUCACGUCCUCUCAAAAAAUGGCUCUCUCUGCCUUAGAAGCAACUGAAAACUGAAUCCCAACCUCUCUUUCUUUCUUUCUUUCUUUCUUUCUUUCUUUACUUUUACAUUAAUAGUCAAAGACCCUUGGCUGUUGGGACCCCCCCUCUCAAGUUUUCCACCAUUUUCUUUCCUUCUGUCUCUCUCUCUCUCUCUCUCUCUCUCUCUCUCAGAAAUCUCCGCACUUUUCCUUUAUGACCCAGAAGCCUUUUCUCUUAAAACCAUGCUCUUUUAGCUCUAACAAUUGGGUUUUACUCCUCGGAGAUUUAAGCUAAGUUUUCAUUUCAGAAAUGGGAAAUUCAGGGACUGAGCUCUCUGCUUGGAUGUCAUCUUUAAUUUUAGUUUCCUUCUCGCAAUGCAUAUAAAAGGUUGAUAUUUGCAGAUUGCAGUCAUGGAGUUCAAGAAAGAGAAGCUAGUUAGGUUUAAUGAAACUCACCACCUGGAGAAGCCAUUGCCUGUAUAUAAAGUUGCUGGCCCAUUGCUGAAAUCUGAAGGCGGUAUAAGCGAUUCAAACACAGGCCAUAAAAUUCCUAAAUUUGGUCAGUUUAAGGUAUUUCCAGAGAAUCAUGAACCAUGGAGGAAGAGGAUUCUUGAUCCAGGAAGUGAUGUUUUUCUACAAUGGAACAGGAUUUUCCUCUUCUCUUGCUUGGUAGCACUCUUUGUCGAUCCAUUGUUCUUUUAUCUUCCUUCUGUGAUAAACAAUGGCGUCACAUCCUGUAUGGAUACUGAUUUGAAAUUGGGGAUUACUGUGACUUGUUUUCGAACUUUUGCCGAUAUAUUCUACGUAUUGAAUAUUGUUGUUAAGUUCAGGACAGCUUAUGUAGCACCCAGUUCAAGAGUUUUUGGAAGGGGUGAACUUGUUAUGGAUCCCAAGAAAAUUGCCAGCCGCUAUUUGAAAUCUGAUUUCUUCAUAGAUCUUAUUGCAGCCUUACCUCUUCCACAGAUUGUUAUAUGGUUCAUAAUUCCAGCAAGUAGAAGCUCCCAGUCUGAUCACACCAACAAUGCCCUUGUACUGAUUGUUCUGCUCCAGUAUGUUCCAAGGUUAUAUCUGAUUUUUCCUUUGAGUUCUCAGAUCAUCAAAGCCACUGGAGUAGUCACAAAAACUGCUUGGGCUGGGGCUGCAUACAAUCUCCUAUUAUACAUGUUGGCUAGUCAUGUCUUAGGGGCUUCAUGGUAUUUGUUGUCAAUUGAGCGUCACGCAACAUGCUGGAAAUCUGUUUGCAGACAUGAAUUGAAUCCUAUAAAGUGCAAACUCUCUUUCUUGGAUUGUGGUACUUUGGACAAAGAUGAACGUAAACUGUGGCAAAACAGCACUCAGGUUUUUGGAAGCUGUGAUCCAGACAACAAUAGUGUUUUUGAUUAUGGGAUAUUUGCAAAUGCUGUGACACAGAAUGUUGUCUCCACUGAAUUUCUAGAGAAGUAUUUCUAUUGUCUUUGGUGGGGCUUGCAGAACCUGAGUUCCUACGGCCAGAGUUUGAAUACAAGCACAUUUAUUGGGGAAACUUCAUUUGCCAUACUCAUUGCCAUCUUGGGUCUGGUUUUGUUUGCCCAUUUGAUUGGAAAUAUGCAGACCUACUUGCAAUCUAUCACUGUCAGACUUGAAGAGUGGAGGCUCAAGCGAAGAGAUACUGAGGAGUGGAUGAGACAUCGCCAACUUCCCCAAAACCUGCGAGAAAGAGUAAGGCGAUUUGUUCAGUACAAGUGGCUAGCAACUCGAGGGGUUGAUGAAGAAUCUAUCUUACGUGCAUUACCUACAGAUCUUCGUCGUGAUAUCCAGCGCCACCUUUGCUUGGAUCUUGUUCGUCGAGUUCCUUUUUUCUCACAGAUGGAUGAUCAGCUACUUGAUGCCAUAUGUGAGCGCUUAGUGUCUUCCUUGAGUACUCAAGGCACGUACAUAGUUCGCGAAGGUGACCCUGUCACGGAGAUGCUUUUUAUUAUCAGGGGGAGGCUAGAGAGCUCUACUACAAAUGGAGGACGGACAGGUUUCUUCAAUUCAAUUACUUUGAGACCAGGUGAUUUCUGUGGUGAGGAGCUGCUUACUUGGGCAUUGCUUCCAAAAUCUACACUCAACUUGCCUUCCUCCACUAGGACAGUAAGAGCACUGGAGGAAGUGGAAGCAUUCGCAUUACGGGCAGAAGAUCUCAAGUUUGUGGCGAAUCAGUUUAGACGUUUGCAUAGCAAAAAACUACAACACACGUUCCGUUUUUAUUCAUAUCACUGGAGGACAUGGGCUGCCUGCUUUAUUCAGGCUGCUUGGCGUCGACAUAAGAAGAGGAUGAUGGCAAAGACCCUGAGCAUGAGUGAGUCAUUCGCACUUUCUGUUGACGAACAAGUAGCUCGUGAAACAACACAACAAGAGGAAGGUGAUAGUAUGGCAUCUUCAUCUUCUUCUCAAGCAAAACAGAACCUUGGUGUAACAAUACUCGCUUCGAGAUUUGCUGCAAACACAAGAAGAGGAAUUCAGAAGAUCAAGGAUGUAGAAAUGCCAAAGUUGCAAAAGCCUGAAGAGCCAGACUUCUCAAGAGAGCCAGAUGAUGAAUAGUUUGAGCCUGAUUCAUUAUGCUAUAGGUGUACAUUGUAGCAUUUAUGUGUUGAAAAAAAGGAUUUUGCUAUAUAGCACAAGUUGAGAAAGCUAUGAUCUACUCACAGAGUUGACUGUUAUAUCAGAUCAGAUGUAUAGCAGCCCUAUACUUUUCCACCAAGUAUUCAAGAUUUUACUAAUUUAUUGUUAAUUUUUAUAUUAUUGCUUUGAAAAAGCUUGCUAAUCA